UAUUUUUACAUCCGCGCUCAACCUGACCCUCCGUCGAACUAAUCUCUCUCUGUCUCCCAUUGCGCAACAACAUCAACCUUUGCUAUGGCGUCUCCUGAGCCUGCCUCUCCUUCGCCAGAUAGGAGCUUGCCCGAUGCGCCGCCUCUAGCACAGCAGACCACGUACAAGUCUUUCAAGAGAAAAUAUGCGAAGCAAAAGAUCACUUUUGAACAUGCUAUGAAAAAAAGCAAUGCUUUGUUCAAGGAAGAACUGAGGAUUCGUGACCUCUCCAAGCGACUAAAAGAACAGAAUGAUCAACUCCUCGAAGCACUCUUAGAACUCAACAGCAGUAUACGUGUUCCCCCCAAGCUCCGAUAUAACCUUGACCUUCCAGGCUCCAAGUUACCGAGAGUAGGCUCUCCGGAUCCUGAGCACUACCAACAAGAGUCCUAUGAUAUAGAAACUGCUCGCGAGGCACUGCGAGUCGCGAAAGCGAGGUUGUUGGCUGGAGAAAUCAAGCCCGACCAAUGCCGUCGCCUGGAAGAGUCUCUCCUCCAGAGUGAGAACUUCGCUCCCGCGGUGCAUUAUUCUUCGCUACUAAAGGUUCCACAUACGACAUCGAGUCGACCCGCUAUGGAAUGCGAAGUGGAUUCAAAUCUUGGUUUUCUAAGUCCAGAACAUGAAAUUGAAUAUUCCGCAGCGCUUGAUGCCGCUACAUCUGGGGAACCCAGACCAACAGGGAAAUCAGUUUCAGCUGCGAGUAGGGAUAGAGAAGCUGCUGUCCGGAAUCCAGUUUCCGUGAUAAAUUGGUUGAGGAAACAUCAACCGCAAGUCUUUCUGCAAGAUGCCGAUGCAGCAUCCGAAAAGCCUCCUCCCCGUUCUAACAAUCCGCGUAGUUCGAAGCGAGCGAGUACCCACACGCGAAAGGAAGAAGAUGUAUACGACGAAGAUGGUAUAUUGAUUGACACUCCGUUGGGUGGUGGAGGAGGGGGAGGGUCAGGCGGCGGGGCUCGCGGAAAGCGAAAACGAGACGAGGAUGGAGGCUAUCGACCCAAAGGUGGCAGUGGUGGCCGCUCGAGGAAGAAAAAGGAAGAUGCCCCGAAGCGUGCUAAGAGAAGUUCCGCGGCUGGGGCAGCGGCAUAAUGCUGUUCGGUGUGUCCAUUCCGUUAAUAACAGUCCACGCAGUUCUUACGCCCAUCUAUGUCCUUGUUUACAAUUUUUUUUCCUUGUGUAUGUACUAUGUUGCUUUCCCCUGCAAUCAAAAUGCAUUUUAUACCUUCUUUUUCGGGGUCUCUUUCUUUGCAAUCUCGAAUGCCCCAGAAUACUCCUGAUUUAGCUGCAUUUGUCAU
Messenger RNA from Histoplasma capsulatum G186AR, 1328 nucleotides. RefSeq lists its product as uncharacterized. Gene Ontology annotation, biological process: chromatin remodeling. The transcript has 3 exons. Gene Ontology annotation, cellular component: Ino80 complex; nucleus. The record is from RefSeq and is a predicted model, not a curated record. NCBI's taxonomy places the organism in Eukaryota, Fungi, Ascomycota, Eurotiomycetes, Onygenales, Ajellomycetaceae. Bases 85 to 1122 code for a protein of 345 amino acids.